Messenger RNA from Misgurnus anguillicaudatus (oriental weatherfish), 516 nucleotides. NCBI's taxonomy places the organism in Eukaryota, Metazoa, Chordata, Actinopteri, Cypriniformes, Cobitidae. The record is from RefSeq and is a predicted model, not a curated record.
GCCGUCAACGCCAUGGAUUACAUAAACAGAAAGGGCAAGUUUUCCCUAAACGUCCAAGCUGUGUGCGACCACAAAUACAGAUUCAUGGAUGUGGUCAUAAAAUGGCCUGGAAGUGUCCACGAUGCGCGUGUCUUCGCCAAUUCCAAAGUGAACACCUACUUCAAGACUGGGAAGAUACCUUCACUCGAAAAGCAGAUUGUGGAUGGAGAGCAGCCCAUACCCAUCUUUAUUUUGGGUGAUCCUGCCUACCCCCUUCUCCCUUACCUUAUGAAAGAGUACUCAAAUGGAGGCUCUACCCCAUCAGAACAGUACUUUGGACUUUGUUUGUGUAAGGCCCGUAUGGUGAUCGAAUGUGCAAUUGGUCGGCUAAAGGCCAGGUUUGCAGCCCUGAGGCGGCCCAUGGACAUAAAUCUCCUUGACCUGCCAAGUGUUAUUUACGCUUGCUUUGUGCUCCACAACACUACUGUGAGUCCUGUAACGACACUGUGGAUCACCAUGUUGAGCAGGAAGCCAUAG